AUGCCUUCUGCUCCUUCUAUCGACCGCCGUGAUAAACCCAAUUUGGCUCGUCACCCAUCUCACGGUGCAUCUUCUCCAGUUGGGACGAGGAUGGUACUCAUCGGUGGCGAUUUAAUUAAGAAUUGUACUACAUUCAAGGUGGGCAGCGCAUUUCUUGUUUCCCAUGUGAUUCUUCCGAAGCAGUCGGGAUCAUCCGAUGGUUGCUUUGCCGAAGGAGAGGAAGAGGUUUUUGCAUACCAGGACAAACACGAUUUGAUAACGCUUGGAUGGAUACACACCCAUCCCAGUCAAACAGCUUUUCUUUCCUCCGUCGAUCUUCACACUCACUGUGCUUAUCAGAUGAUGCUAAAUGAAGCUAUUGCUAUCGUAUGUGCACCCUCCCAUAAUCAGUAA
Molecule: messenger RNA, 393 nt
Organism: Haemonchus placei
Lineage: Eukaryota; Metazoa; Nematoda; Chromadorea; Rhabditida; Trichostrongylidae
Source: the annotation of a GenBank genome assembly